GGCUUUGCAACAAGCAGCGGCAGUCGCAACAGCAGCAGCAGCAUCAUCCUCCCUGCGUCCAAGAGAGAGAAAGGCCUGGAGUGAGAAAAAGCCAAACUCGGUCUCGCUCCCUUCCUUCCCUCCCUCCCUCCCUCCCUUGAGCGCCCCUCGGCAACACUUCAGGUCUCUCUGAGGUCUCCCUCGGCCCCUCGGCCCGUCGCCUCUUCCUCUCAAGUCUCCUUUGCUUGUUUGUUCGUAUGCUUAAAGCCGUGCUUUUGACAGCAGCAGACAAAACACAACUUCUCCGGCCGUCCGUCCGAUUAACUCACCUCUACCCAGCGGCUCACCUCACCGUUCUUUCUUUCGUGACACGAGAAAGCGAGACAAGUGCGGCUCGCCGUUUGCAGCAAAUAGGCGAAAUCAGUUCGGAUCUCAGAAGAGCUGACUUCCCUCUGCACGACGACGACGACUUCUUAUUCCCAAUCUGCCCGCGGACUGUUCCGGCUGCUUCGAGUCUACAGUUUGAACUUCGCUCAAGCAGGAAUUUAGCACCGCGGAGAUUCAUCGGCUACGAUUUUCUUUCGCAGCUACGUACCUCGCGAACGAUAUCAACGAUGAGGAUGGCAUAUUGCCUCCUGAUUGUCUGCACGGCGCUCACUCUGUGCGCACAUUUUGCGCAUGCCCGCCCAGGCCGCAGCAUUCUCACCGAAAUGCAAACGUCAGAAGCCUCUAUGAGCAAAGAGGAGAGUGUUCAGCAUCGAGUGGAGGUAUCCGAUGUAGACAAAGACGAAGUCGAACACAUCGCGGAACACGAACCCAAGAAAGCGGAACAGGAAGUACAAUUGAAGCCCGAGUCAGACAAUCAAAGUGAGUCUGAGAAGAACGAGGAGACUGAGGAAGUUGUGUGCACGGAGAUGGGGACGUGCUUCGAGAAGCGUCUCCUGGUGGCUACCAUCGACUACAAGAACGACGGACCCAACAACCCCAUCACCGACCCACCCCACUAAAUUGAAGGAUUCUGAUUUCGAGUACGAUUGUUGUCGAAGCCAUUUUCACGUGAAACAAGUUACCAUCAAACAUUUCAAAGGCCGAUUGAGAUUCGGAUCCUUCGUCGGGGAAUUGGGGAUUUGGGAAAUUGGCUAUCUGUGACACUACAAAUUUUUGGCAUAUAUAGUUACGUAACCGUACGCGAUUAGGACAAAGGUCUUGGAGAAGGCGAUCGAUCGUUCCUGCCUCUGGAGGUCGAAUUGCUGCUGUCCAUCCCUUCUGAACCCUCUAUAUUCAGACCGAAGGUGCUCUCGGACUCUCAAACGAGAACACCGAUACCCAUAACCACCGAAACAUUUCUGGACGUGGAGCGGCGUUUCUCUACAUGAUGUUCGAGCUGUCUAUUGACCCUUCCCUUGUUAGAUAUUGAGAAACGGACGUCGAGGCUAACGCCAUCAUUGUCUGCACGUCGUGAUCUUGAUCACUGGCGCCUGUAAAUUACUUGCAUGUAUCCGAACCUGCAUGCGGGCUACAUCAUAUAGUUGACGAUAGAAAAUGUACUAAGGUCUAUGCAUCGUAUGUGUUCAGAAAAUUCUCUACUUAGUUUUCUUGUAACGUAAAAUGAGCAGAAUAAAGUGCG
Molecule: messenger RNA, 1606 nt
Organism: Marchantia polymorpha subsp. ruderalis
Lineage: Eukaryota; Viridiplantae; Streptophyta; Marchantiopsida; Marchantiales; Marchantiaceae
Source: the annotation of a GenBank genome assembly